This is a messenger RNA of Chrysoperla carnea, 1689 nucleotides long. Its product is annotated as cyclic GMP-AMP synthase-like. The record is from RefSeq and is a predicted model, not a curated record. Bases 105 to 1496 code for a protein of 463 amino acids. NCBI's taxonomy places the organism in Eukaryota, Metazoa, Arthropoda, Insecta, Neuroptera, Chrysopidae. The transcript is spliced from 9 exons.
GCAUUGAAUUUUACUACUAUUAAAAAGUAUAUAUUGCGAAAUUUCCUUCUACCGUUGAUAAAAUUGUAACUAAUAAUUAUUCAUAAAAAUUAAAAAAAAAAAAAAUGUUUAUUGAGUCAAGGGCAGGAUUACCAAAUGGUAAUAAGUACGAUGUUGUAGAGAGUGAAUUAAAUUAUAUCAAUUCUAAAUUUAUUUCAUUGAAUUAUGAAGAAAAAAGAGCUACAAGUGAUUUUUUCACAGAGUUCAUUCCAUCAUUCGUAAAGGGAAUGAAAGCUGUUGAUAAAUUAUUUGAUUCUACGUUUCAAUCAAUAUUAUACGCUGGAAGUUACUUCGAAGGCUUAAAAGUUGGUAAACCGGAUGAAUACGAUUUGGAUUUAAUUUUUAAACUACCUAUUAAUUAUGAUGAAUUGGAAAUAACGUCGUCACCGGAGCGACCUGGUUAUGUAAAAAUUCGUCUUUCUGAUCUUGAACAUAGAAGAUUGGUUAAAGAUCAACAUUGGAAUGAAUGCUAUAGGAAAGUAAUGGCUAAGUGGUUUGAUGAUGAUAAAUUCUUUUUACCUGAUAAAUUUCGUUUUUGGCUUCAAUCGGUUGUACAAAAAACCUUAAAUCGAUACAUAUGUUCCAAUGAAUUGGCGGUAUACGUUUCUACAUCUGGUCCAGCCAUCACGUUACAUGUAUUAAAGGCUAGUACUUGGCAACGAAUUGAAUUUAGUGUUGAUUUAGUACCUGUUCUCCGAAUAUACAAUCGACAUCCACCACCGGAGAUUUGCAGAACACAUAUAAGGGACGCACAUAUUUCUUCAGGACGAAUAUUAUCCUGGUAUGUGGUACCAAAACCAGUUAAAAGUGAUUAUAUCUACAGUCGAGUUAAUUUGAAUUGGCGAUUAGCAUUUCAUGAUCAUGAAAGGAUUUUAAUAUCAGGAAACGAAAGGUUAAAACCUGCUUUGCGAUUGUUGAAAAAAUUCCGUGAUUCUCGAAAUUUUUCAAAAAUCGCCAGCUACUACUUAAAAACAAUUUGUUUGUGGGAAUUGGAUAAACCAGAAAAUUCAAAUAUUUGGACAUGGGGCUCUUUAAGUUACGUAUUUGUUCAUCUUUUAAAAGCUUUUUAUGAUUCAUUAAAAGUUGGUAAAAUCCCAUAUUAUUGGCAGAAAGAACACAAUCUACUUUCAGAUAUAAACCAAAGUACAAUUGCUGAUAUGAGCUACCUAUUAAAGAAAAUUAUUGAUAAAAUUGAAACGGAUCCGAAAUUAAUUCCCCAACUCAUUUUGUCAACAGAAGAAUAUCAACUGUAUAAGUACGAGCAAAGCCAGCGGAAUGAGAUUGAGCAGAGCGAGCGGUGUAGGAUCGAGGAACAUUUUAGAGUUAACUACGAGCAUGCAGCUGAUUCGAGAAAUGAAUCAAGUCUUUUUUGGAGAGUGAAUGUUCCGAAAUUUGUUAGAGCAACCUUGAAUCUUUAUUUUUCGCAACAGAAAACUCACCAACCUAUUCAAGAGUAAAACUUGCAUGCGCACUUCUUGCUCUAAUAGCGGAAUAAAAUAGGACAAACGGAGAAGGGGAGAAAAGAGACAAGCAUCUGAAUAUUAAAAUUAUAUAACCUUCAAACGUAAAAGUUUAAUAAAUUAUGUUCGAAUUUCGAACGAUUUCUAUCUAAAAUUUAAAACAUUUUUCGUACAUAAUUAGUCUCUAGGA